AGAUAACCUGAACGAGAUUGUCACCGAUGAUCCAGCGGUAAAUCCAUAGACCGAGCUUUAGUCGGUCGGCUCUACAACGGUCGCCACAACGCUGCCGUCAUGACACUGCACUGGUGGAUGCACUGGUUCUGGGUCACAUCGCUGCUCAUGUUGCUCGAGAGCAGCGGCCGAGCCCUAGCUGCGCCCCAAUCAGAAGAGCUUCAGCAUAUAACCACAGACGUAGAGACCGACCUUAGAAGACAAAUGGACCGGCAGGGUCGGGCCAUGUACUACACGAAGACCCCCUCCCUCACCACCGCCAAAACACCCGCCCUCAACACCAGCACCAACCAAACUGACAAAGAGCUCGACACGGCUAAUGUCACAACUGACAAUUCAACAGUAGAAAUCGUCCACCCGUCCAUACAAUGGAUACCCACCAACGCUUCGGACCUGAAUUUUAAUGAUACUUCCACUCCUAGUAACGUGACCGUAACCAACGCAACUGUGGUCUCAUCGAAUGCAACCGAAGAGCAGAAUGCAACGUUUACUUCAAAGAAACGCAAUUUGACGAGACUUGAUUUCGUCAAAGACGAUACGAGUCUCGAAGGCGCUUCGGAGAGCAGGAUAGUGACCGAGAAACCUCUGUCUCUUGAGACUGCGUUCGUGCAGACGCGUAUUCCGCCUAACGUUGAGUCUUCCCGGAGGAUAAAGGACCCUGGGGAAGGUGACAUGGACAUGGGAGCGAUUGCUGGCAUUUCGUUCGCUGCGCUUGUCCUAGCAGCGCUCGCCGGCAGCACAGCGUUCGUCCUGUACAGGCGACGGUAUCUAAACAAACCUCAAACAUUGAAUGACAAGUGCUCCAAUCCGGACUCGAGUGGAUAUCUUGACGACAGUACUAUUCGGGACAACUCCGAGGAGAUGUACAGCCUUGACAACGACUCGUUCCUGAACUCCUUAGAGGCCAUGACCAUCCAGAACUACUGGACAGACACAGUGAAACACACGAAACUGUAGUGUUAGUAACUCCGUUGUGUAGCCAUCCGUGUUUUCGACUAAUAGUUUGAAUUUCUAAUUCGGAGUCUUGAAUCUAGAUUUAUUAUUAUCCUAAAAUAUGACCAAAGAGAAUAAACGUCAGGAUAUGACGUGGAACCAUCUCAGCCCCCCUAGACAAAACGCACUUUUUGAUCGAAUCGAAAAUCGAAUCCGUCAAAACUCCAUACAAAAAAGGGGCUUUUCGACCACUUUGCGACUGGUUUGCGAUUAUAAUUUGCACUUUGUCUAGACCCGCAGGUUUAAUGUCUUGCAUUGUUGAAAUUCUACUUGAAUUUCUUGAGGAAAAUUAAUGAUCUUUGUAAGAUUAUUUAAACCUGAUAUUUACGUCAUUAGGUGUUAUUCUUUUGGAAAUGGUUCGUUACAGAUGGAAUGGAAAUAAAUAAAAGGGUUCAGUCUGAUUUACUUUUGACAUAAUCCGUUUAGUAAAAAGUUCAUGUUUUUACAUGAAUAUUUAAAUAAUCUUUCUAGAUUUAGAUCAAGACUCUGGUGCGGAAUUCUCUCGGUGUUUACUGUAAAUGGAUUAGAAUGAAGAUUUUGACUUCGUAAUUUAAUGUAUAUCUACUAAGUAGGUUUGAAGGUACUUUGGGAAGUAUCUACGCAAUAUUAAUUGUAAUACCGGCCUAUUACAUAAUAACAAUAUAAUAAUAUUUGAAUUUUUCGUCUUGAAAAUGACCAAAUAAUAAUUAUUUAUUAUUUCGUCUUUUCAGUGAUUUUAUAAAAUUUAAUAUUACCACCUAUCAGGGAUUUGUUUAGAUUGGACUUGCCCAAAAUAAAUAUUGUUUUCAUGACAAUAUCAAUGCUUUAUAUUAUAAAGUAUUUACUUUAAAAGUUAAAUUACAAUAAAUAUUUGUCUUAAUUAGAUGAAAGUAUUAAUUUAAAGAAUAUUAAUUGUUUUAAUUAAAGACGCAGAUGAAUGCAAUCAACAGUAAGAUAUUUAGAGUGUAAAGAUUAUAAAAUAUUUUGAUGAUACAUUUUAAUAAUAAUAAUUAAUUAAUGUAAUUCUUACUAAUUUAUAUUAGAGUGAAAUGAUUUGACACUAUUUUAAUAUGCGAACUUGUAAAUACAUGAUUGUUGUGAUAAUUUUCUUUUUAGAUUUAAGUUUUUAUGCGUUUUUUUAUUGCUGCACAUUAAUUUUAUCAUUUCUGCCUCAGCUUUAUGGGAAGUUAAUUUGUAUGGCAGAUUAUUUUUAGUUUUCUUUUUAAAUACCAGUAAAAUUGAUAGUAGGUGAUGAUGUGAUCUCAUUGUGUAUCAAUCAUAUUUUAAUAAAUCCAGGAUUUUCUUGUUAAAGGUAUAGCACAUUUUUUUUUCACAUAGCAAAGAUAUAAAGGCAUGGGGCGUGUAUGGGACAUGUAAGAGGCGUAUGACAUUUGCAAACAUAUCUUUAUUUGUGUGGACUAAUUGAAUUAGUACCACAGAAUAAUUAGUACCUACUACCAAAUCUCGCGUAGCAAAGAUAUGCAAGCAUGGGGCGUGUAUCGGACAUGUAAGAGGCGUACGACAUUUCUGAGUCGGGCGAAUGCGCGAAAUCAAAAGAAAUAUAUGUUUAUUUGUGUGGACUAAUUGAAAUAGUACCACAGAAUAAUUAGUACCUACUACCACAAAUCUCGCGUAGCAAAUAUAUGCAAGCAUGGGGCAUGUAUCGGACAUGUGGAGCGUGUAACAGAUAUUUGCAUGAGACGGGCCCAAUGCGUGAAAUCAAAAGACCUCUUUAUUUGUGUGGACUAAUUGAAUUAGUACCACAGAAUAAUUAGUACCUGCUACCAAAUCUCACGUAGCAAAGAUAUGCAAGCAUGGGGCAUGUAUCGAACAUGUCAGAGUCGUACGACAUUUGACAUUUGCAUGAGACGGGCCCAAUGCGUGAAAUCAAAAGACCUCUUUAUUUGUGUGGACUAAUUGAAUUAGUACCACAGAAUAAUUAGUAGCUACUACCAAAUCUCGCGUAGCAAAGAUAUGAAAGCAUGGGGCAUGUAUCGGACAUGUGAGAGGCGUACGACAUUUCUAUGAGUCGGCCGAAUGCGUGAAAUCAAAAGACCUCUUUAUUUGUGUGGACUAAUUGAAUUAGUACCACAGAAUAAUUAGUACCUGCAGCCAAAUCUCGCGUAGUAAAGAUAUGCAAGCAUAGGGCGUGUAUCGGACAUGUGAGGGGCGUACGAUAUUUGCAGGAGACGGGCCGAAUGUGCGAAAUCAAAAGACCUCUUUAUUUGUGUGGACUAAUUGAUUAUUACCACUGAAUAAUUAGUACCUUCUACCAAAUCUCGCGUAGCAAAGAUAUGCAAGCAUAGGGCGUGUAUCGGACAUGUGAGGGGUGUACGCUAUUUGCAUGAGACGGGCCGAAUGCGCGAAAUCAAGAUAAACAUCUCUUUAUUUGUGUGGACUAAUUGAAUUAGUACCACAGAAUAAUUAGUACCUGCUGCCAAAUAUAUGCAAAGAUAUGCAAGCAUGUGGCGUGUAUCGGACAUGUGAGGAGCGUAUAUUUGCAUGAGACGGGCCGAAUGUGUAAAAUCAAAAGACCUUUAUUUGUGUGGACUAAUUGAAUUAGUACACAGAAUAAUUAAUACCUACUACCAAAUCUCGCGUAGCAAAGAUACCAAAUUGUAAAAGUAUCUUGCUCUAGGAGCCUUUACAUGACUCAUGAUUUCUUUGUCUUAAUAAAUGUUCUUGCCUCUCCACGUUUUCACACCAGCCUCAAGCCACACAUAUGUGAAUAUGAUUUUAAACACAAAGAUUUAUUGAUGAUAAUACAUGCUUGAAGAUGACAACUAGAAUACUUGCGUACUCUAACAUGUGUUUUUUUUUUUCAAAUAAUAAUAACUUAUUAAAAAUUGUACUUACUGGGUUGUAUUGUAAAUAAACAAAUAUUUUAAAAUAAUGCGAAUUUUUGACAAAACAAAGGUAGGUUAUGUGUGAAAAAUUACAAUAAAUCUUAAUGCGUUAAUCACCAAGUGGUAAAAAAAACAUCAUAGACGUGUAUACGUGAAUCUGUUGCUCCUUUAUUUCCACUGCAAUGAUGAAAUACACAAAAUAUUUUUUUUCUUGUGAUUGAUUUGUUUAAAGUUAGUAAAGAUUUUAUGUUGGAGAAGAACAAGACGUUGAUUUUAUUAUUGUCAUUUUCGAUUAUCAACGAUUUUCUCAGAAUGUUAUUUAAUGAUUUUUAAUUGGCUUCGUGAUUUCGACUUCCGUCCAUUGAUUUUAUUUCUUGAGAAUGAUUUUGUUGCAUUUACAGCUUUAUUGUUUGAAAAUUUAAUUUUAUCUGUUUCACGAAUAAUGUAUUAAAUGUAUAUGAUAAUAACAUACAAAGUUCAAUACGAGUAUUGAAACUUCGGCAGAUUUUCCUCAUCUUAAGCCAUACUUAACUAUUUUUCUUUAAAUGCUAUUGUACCUAUUUAUCUGCCCAAAGUAAUGUAUUUAUAAAUAAGAGAUUUACUUGUGUAUCUUAAGUACCUAAUACUUUGCACUUUUAGAAUCAAAAGAACUGCAAACAUCUUUAUGAUGGUAACCAUGAGAAAUGUAAAAAAUAUUUAAAUAUCUACGAGUAAUUCUAAUAUCUUCAAGUCUUAAUAGAUCUGUCUUAAAUUUCUUCUUCAAGUAUGUAAAAUAAUAAAAUACCUAUUAUCUACCUAAGAUGUGAGUACAAUUCGGAAUGAUCAUUGUCGGCAUUUUCAGUGAACAAUGUGUGAAUUUUAUGUCCUCAAUUACAGGGUUAAUUUACCUACACCUGAAAUAUUUAAGUCUGUGGUUAUAUUUCGAAAAUUAUACAUUAAACUACUAUGUACAAUGUUACACACUUAUUUGCUAAGUUAUUGCUUUAUCUACCUACUCUACAAAAAAACCGUUUCACUGCUCUAAACUAACUAAAUACUUUAAAGUUACUAUGGUUUUACGCAUGAUUUACGUUCUAAAAUCGCAGACUUAAAUAUCAAGAAUACCUAUCUAUUGAAAUAAUGAUGAUUAGCAAUCAUCGUUUUCCUCAUCAUCAUUCACAUGAAGACUUUUCCAAGGAAAACUAGCUUCUUACAAAAUUGUCAUAUCAAUUUAGAUAGUGUAUGAUCUUUAAGAAAUUAAAAAUAAUAUUUGUAACCAGUGUACUACCUAUAAGAUGCAAAUUCCAAAACUUUUUUUAAGUGGCCAUAAUUUAUUUUCCGUAAUAUCACUUAAUAUUUCCGGUGCUAGGCAAAGAUAUUUUGUGUAAAAAGUGUAGACAAAGAAACCCCCAAUUACCUUCGUAAGAGUAAAAUUAAUGUACUUGGUUUG
Messenger RNA from Ostrinia furnacalis (Asian corn borer), 5286 nucleotides. RefSeq lists its product as uncharacterized. NCBI's taxonomy places the organism in Eukaryota, Metazoa, Arthropoda, Insecta, Lepidoptera, Crambidae. The transcript is spliced from 4 exons. Bases 100 to 996 code for a protein of 298 amino acids. The record is from RefSeq and is a predicted model, not a curated record.